AUGGAAGGCCUCAAGAAAGCCUUCGCGCGCGCGAAGAGUGAGAGUCGAACACCGCUGGUAGCCUAUGUGACUGCGGGCUAUCCCACCAUUGCGGAAUCGGCAGACAUACUGCUGUCCAUGGAAGCGGGGGGCGCGGACAUCAUCGAGCUGGGCCUCCCCUUCACCGACCCGAUAGCAGACGGCCCGACCAUUCAGGUGGCGAAUACACAGGCACUCAACAAUGGCACAGGGACCAAGACCUGCCUCAAGAUCGUGCGAGAUGCGCGAGCGCGCGGUCUUAAAGCCCCGGUCUUGUUCAUGGGCUACUACAAUCCGCUUCUGGCUUACGGAGAGGAGCGCAUGUUCCAGGAUGCGAAAGCUGCAGGGGUGAAUGGCUUCAUCAUGGUCGACUUGCCGCCAGAGGAGGCUAUCAGGUUUCGGCAGCACUGCACCACCUACGGUCUUUCAUAUGUCCCACUCAUUGCACCCGCCACCAGCGAGAAGCGCAUGAAGCUGUUGUGUGGUAUUGCGGACAGCUUCAUCUACGUCGUGAGUAGGAUGGGUGUGACCGGCGCGACUGGUGUGCUGAGCACAGGGCUGCCCGAUCUCCUGGACAGAGUGCAUAAGUACUCCAAAGGGAUACCGGCCGCUGUCGGCUUCGGAGUCAGCACCAGAGAGCAUUUCCUAGAGGUGGCCAAGGUGGCAGAAGGGGUUGUGAUUGGAUCGCAAAUCAUCACAACCCUCAAAAACGCACCGCAAGGGGAGGGGGCGAAGGCAGUGGAAGAGUACUGCUACCAGAUCACCCAGCGGAGAAAUCCAGCCACGUCUGUCACGAACGGGCAAUCGAACGGACAGAGCAAUGGGCAGCCGAACGGCACAGGCAUCAGCACAGCAGCGAACCCCAAUGGCGAUGGAAGUGGCUGGAUCUCACAUUCAGACGCCGAACCACCCAAGGAUAUAUCAACGGCAGAUCCUACCAAGCAACCUGCGAGUGAGAGUGACCCCAUAAAUGGCAAGGUCCACGUCGACGCUGUUGUUGAGGGCUCAGGCGGCACCGGCAUUGUCGAUCAGCUUGAGGCCUUGAACACCGAUGGCGCAGAACCUGAGCUCAUGCCUUCUCGCUUCGGCGAGUUCGGUGGCCAAUACGUUCCCGAAUCACUGAUGGACUGUCUUGCAGAACUCGAGAAAGGGUUCAACGAUGCAAGAAACGACCCGAAGUUCUGGGAAGAGUUCAGGUCGUAUUAUCCAUACAUGAGCCGCCCAUCGUCUCUGCAUAUCGCGCAGCGACUGACUGACCACACCCGUAAAUCCUGCAAAGACGGCAUGGGAGCAAAUAUCUACCUCAAACGCGAGGAUCUCAACCACACUGGCUCCCACAAGAUCAACAACGCAAUCGGGCAAAUGCUUAUUGCGCGCCGACUAGGCAAGACUGAGAUCAUCGCCGAGACUGGAGCUGGACAGCACGGUGUUGCAACUGCUACCGCUUGUGCGUAUUUCGGCAUGAAAUGUACUGUUUACAUGGGUGCGGAAGAUGUCCGCAGACAAGCUCUCAACGUGUUCCGGAUGAAACUGCUCGGUGCAUCUGUGGUCGCGGUCAACGCCGGCAGCCGAACGCUCAGAGAUGCCGUCAACGAAGCUAUGCGGAAGUGGGUUGAGAAGCUGGACACGACACACUACAUUAUCGGAUCGGCGAUAGGCCCUCACCCAUUCCCGACAAUGGUCCGGACGUUUCAAAGCGUGAUCGGACAGGAGACAAAAGAGCAGAUGAAUAAGCUCACAGGCCGGCUACCGGACGCAGUCGUGGCAUGCGUGGGUGGCGGGAGCAACGCGACUGGCAUGUUCCACCCUUUCAGCGAGGACCCUAGUGUCAAGCUGCUUGGUGUGGAAGCUGGUGGUGCUGGACUCGACACUGACAAGCAUUCGGCGACACUGACUGGUGGCAAGCCUGGUGUCCUCCACGGUGUGCGUACAUACGUACUGCAAUCUGACGAGGGCCAGAUCAGCGACACCCACUCGGUCUCAGCUGGUCUCGACUACCCAGGCGUGGGGCCAGAGUUGUCCGGAUGGAAAGAUAAUUCCCGAGCGAAGUUCGUUGCUGCUACGGACCCUGAAGCGUUCAUUGGCUUCAAGCUGAUGUCAGAGCUCGAGGGCAUCAUACCAGCGUUGGAAAGCAGCCACGGUAUCUUUGGUGCGGUCGAGCUAGCCAAAACGAUGAAGCAAGACGAGAACGUUGUCAUCUGCCUUUCCGGACGAGGCGACAAGGACGUGCAGUCUGUGGCCGAAGAGCUUCCUCGUAUUGGGCCUGAGAUCGGAUGGGAUUUGCGGUUUUAA
Molecule: messenger RNA, 2310 nt
Organism: Saxophila tyrrhenica
Lineage: Eukaryota; Fungi; Ascomycota; Dothideomycetes; Mycosphaerellales; Extremaceae
Product: anthranilate synthase / indole-3-glycerol phosphate synthase
Exons: 1
Coding region: 1-2310 (769 amino acids)
Biological process (GO): L-tryptophan biosynthetic process
Cellular component (GO): cytoplasm
Molecular function (GO): tryptophan synthase activity
Source: RefSeq, a predicted model, not a curated record